CGGUAGUUGAACGGGCUAUAUGUAGAUCCUAAGAUCACUGUUCAUUAAACGAAGAGGUCGCUCGAAAACCACUAGUUUUUUACCAGAUAAAAGCGGGCGCGGCAUUAUUGCGCUUUACAACGGGAACUCGUUUCGGCUCUUGCAUCAGUUGAACACGAGACGUCGGUGCCGCAGUUGUUCUUUGUGUCGCCUCUAACCUAACCUGUUGAGCGUCUCUGCGCGUCCUCCGAGCAACGUUUCAUAUUUUAACGGACAGUUUCGUCGCGAGUAACCCGGAGAAAGAAAAUCAACGAAAAUGGGUUGCGGAAUGGGAAUGAUAAAAUACCUGCUCUUCAUAUUUAAUUUCAUCUUUGCGGUAUGUGGCUUAGGUAUCCUGGCUCUUGCUGUCGUUUUACACCUUCAGCUCUCACAUGCAACAAAAUUCAUGGACACGAAUUUUAUGUUCCCGUCGAUAUCAUUGAUGGUUAUCGGUAGCAUUAUUUUCUUGGUUUCGUUCUUCGGAUGUUGCGGUGCCAUUCGGGAAAGUCAUUGCAUGACUAUUACAUUUGCGUCGUGCCUUCUUUUCAUCUUGCUUAUACAAGUGGCGAUCGCAGUAUACUCUUUCGUUGUUCUUUCAAACGACGACAAUCGCGCAAUCAUUGCGGAUGGUUACAAAACGAUAUUCGAGAGAUACUAUACAAAUCAUGAAGACGAAGGUUUCGUGGACUUCAUUCAAAAUGAAUUACAUUGCUGUGGUGUUACCUCUUCGAGUGAUUUCAACCAUCUUCAAAACUCUACCGGUACCAUUCCUCCGAGUUGCUGCGGUAAACAAAGAGAUCAGAGUUGUGCAGCAAAUGAGUCGUAUCCGAAUGGUUGUGGGCCUCAAUUAACAGAUGCCUAUAAAAAGGCAGGAACUGUGUUAGGUGGUGUUGCUAUAGGCAUUGCUGGAGUCGAGUUGCUCGGCAUAAUUUUCUCACUUUACUUGGCGAACUCCAUUAAGAACGCCGAGCGCAGAGGUUACAGAGUGUAAAAAGCUUAACAAGCGUAAGGAGAAUUAUAAACAUUACGCGAAACAGUAAUGGAAUUAUAACACUAUUUUACCAUAAUUAAAAUUACAGAUUGCAAUGCAACAAAUUUAGACAGUUUGUACAAAUGAUGAAGGAGUAAACGAGAUGCGGGGAAAGUGCCUUUCAUUUUAAUUUGGAAUAUAAUUUCGCUUUAAGCUUUUGACCUUUGUAUGUGAUAUUGAAUGUAUAAACAUAUUAUUUAAUGUAUUUUUUACUUUGAUAUUUUCAUUAAUUUGAAUAUAUUUUUUAUCCAUGAUAGGUGGAACACAGUAGUAAUAAUAUUAAUAGUAAUAAUAAUAAUAGUAAUAAUGAUAAUGAUAAUAAUAAUAGUAAUAAUAAUAACAAUAACAAUAUCAACAAUCGGUGCAAAAUGUUUCUAGAGGCCCGGCAGUUAUACUUUGUUCUUAAAUCCUAUAAUACUAAAUAUAACUUACCUAGCAUUUGUGCACAUAAUUCAGAAAGAUCGAUUUCCAAUCACCCGGAACAAUAAUUCAAAUUUGUUCUUUUUUUUUUUUUCUGGAAUUUAUAAUUCGCAAUCUCUUAAAUGAGAAGUUAUAUUCUAAUGUAAUUUAACUCGAGUAAUGAAAUACUAAAUCACAGUGAGUGUUACGUAGUCCCGCGAUUCUGUAAAAAAAUAUUUUUAUAAUAACAUUUUGAUAAUUCCAUUAUUAUUUUCGGAGUGUAAUAUCGAAUCAUAUACAUUUCACAUUUAAUAAAAUCUAUUAUGCCCAAA
Molecule: messenger RNA, 1779 nt
Organism: Colletes gigas
Lineage: Eukaryota; Metazoa; Arthropoda; Insecta; Hymenoptera; Colletidae
Product: CD63 antigen-like
Exons: 6
Coding region: 296-1009 (237 amino acids)
Cellular component (GO): membrane
Source: RefSeq, a predicted model, not a curated record